Messenger RNA from Exophiala oligosperma, 1093 nucleotides. RefSeq lists its product as uncharacterized. Bases 1 to 1080 code for a protein of 359 amino acids. Gene Ontology annotation, molecular function: nitronate monooxygenase activity. The transcript is spliced from 6 exons. Lineage: Eukaryota; Fungi; Ascomycota; Eurotiomycetes; Chaetothyriales; Herpotrichiellaceae. The record is from RefSeq and is a predicted model, not a curated record.
AUGUCGAUUACCACGCCGUUAACGUCACUGUUGGGCAUCCGACACCCGAUUCUACUGGCGGGUAUGGGCCAGGCGUCAGGCCCGGCUCUUGCUGCAGCAGUCUGCAAUGCUGGUGGUCUGGGUGUCAUAGGCGGUGUCAAUUACACACCCAAGAUGUUGAGAGACAUUUUCAACGAGUUGAAGUCGCAACUGAAAGACCCAUCACUGCCGUUUGGAGUGGAUUUGCUGUUGCCACAAGUGGGAGGAAACGCCAGAAAAACCAAUUACGAUCAUACAAAAGGAACGCUUGAUGCACUUCUGGACGUCAUCAUAGAGUCCGGCUGCAAAGUAUUCGUCUCGGCCGUCGGCGUACCACCACCACAUAUCAUAGAUCGGCUCCACAAGAAUGGCAUUAUCUAUAUGAACAUGGCAGGCCACCCAAAACAUGCCGAGAAAGCUUGCAAGGCUGGUGCCGAUGUCAUUAUCGCUCAAGGAGGAGAAGGUGGCGGACACGGUGCUGACGUUCCCACGAGUGUUUUGAUACCUGCAUGCGCAGACGUCUGCAAGAAAUAUAACUCGACUUUGACUAAGCAAAAUGUACUGCUCGUGGCUGGCGGGGGAAUUUAUGACGGCCGCGGGCUCGUCGCUGCUCUAGCGCUCGGAGCAAGUGCGGUAUGGGUUGGCACAAGAUUCGUAACCGCGAAGGAGUCAGGCGCAUCGCUAGACUUGAAGAAUGCCAUCCUCAACGCCAACAUUGACUCGACUAUCAAGUCAACUAUUUGGUCCGGGCGUCCUUUACGCUCUUUGAAGACUGACUAUGUCACAAGGUGGGAGACGCAGAGGCUUCAGGAGAAAGAGGCUCUGCAAGCGAAGGGUGUCCUUCCCGUGUACCAUGACAUGGAGACUUUGGAAGAAGAAGGAAAGUGGACUGACGAGAUGGAUGACCAGAGUGCUGUCCGUCCCAUGGGAGUUGUCUCCGGCCUCAUCAACGUCCCGAACCAGUCGGCCGAGGAAAUUAUAGACGAAAUAAUACUCAAGGCUACGGAGGUCCUGCAGGCGUCUCACAGGGCUUUGAACCAGCAGAGAGCGGCUAGAUUAUGAGUGCACUUGCGAC